Messenger RNA from Wallemia mellicola CBS 633.66, 1663 nucleotides. RefSeq lists its product as hypothetical. The record is from RefSeq and is a predicted model, not a curated record. Gene Ontology annotation, molecular function: poly-pyrimidine tract binding; pre-mRNA 3'-splice site binding. The coding region runs from base 488 to 1663 and encodes 391 amino acids. Gene Ontology annotation, cellular component: U2-type prespliceosome; commitment complex; U2AF complex. Lineage: Eukaryota; Fungi; Basidiomycota; Wallemiomycetes; Wallemiales; Wallemiaceae. The transcript is spliced from 2 exons.
CUGCUGGCGAGAUUGACAAAAAUACAGGGAGAGAGAAAGAGAUAGAGACUACGGUUAGUUUGUUAUUAUCUAUAUUCAAACCUCUUAUGCUCCUUUAGAACGUAGACGGUAUUCUGAUAGACCACGAGAUGAUUCUCGCUAUGAGAGAAGAUCUCGCCAUGAUGACUACGAUAGGCGUUCACGUCGUGAUGACCGCGAGAAGGAUUACGAUCGCUACGACAGGCGAGACAGAGAUAGAGAGCGCGACCGCGAUCGCGACAGAUACGCUGACAGAAGACCACGUAGAUCAGAUAGGGAUGAUAGGAGAAGAGAGCGUGGGAGAGAUGACAGGGACCGCAGCUAUGGUACACCAAGAAGACGUAGUCCAACCCCAGAAGGUAUUCUUCCAUUAUCCCAGCGUAAAAAGCAGAGAAGUUAUUGGGACAUCAAACCACCAGGUUUUGAAGGAAUUACGGCUUUACAAGCUAAAUACUCUGGUAUUUUCGCUAUGGCAGGUGUACAGCGUGCUGUAGCCUUCCCUGGUCAAUCUUCUUUCUCAAAUUUACCACCUACACUCGAGGAUUUCAAUGGUGCGAGGGCAUCUAGGAGGGUUUUCAUUGGUGAUCUUAAGCCGAAUCACAAUGAAGAGAAUCUUACGAAAUUGUUCAAUGAUAAGAUGUCAACAAUAGACCAAGUCGCAAAAAUACCAGGUGAACCUGUCGUCAAUGUCACCGUUAAGCACGAUAGAGGUUAUGCCUACAUUGAAUUUAGAAAUACAGAUGAGGCUGCCUACGCUUUGCAAUUCGAUGGAACUAUCUUCCAGGGUGAAGGUAUCCAAAUUAAGCGUCCUCAGGAGGUACUCGAUGAACUGCAACGCAAACAGGGCCACACUGUCAGUGGUACCGUUCCUGAUUCUGAUCAAAAGAUCUUCGUUGGUAGUUUACCUACAUUCCUUAACGAUGAACAAGUUAUGGAAUUGCUUGGUAGUUUCGGAGAAUUGCGCUCAUUUAACCUUGUCAAAGAAGGAACAUCUGACGUUUCAAAGGGAUUUGCCUUCUGCGAGUAUAUGGAUCCAGCACUUACAGAUAUUGCUAUUCAAGGUCUCAACGGUAUGGAAGUUGGUGACAGAAAGCUAGUUGUACAACGUUCAUCUACUGGUCCAAUGGGAAAGAUUGGAGUUGGUGGUACAUCAUCAAUUGCACAAAUCCUUCCAUUAGCCUCCGAAACACAAGCAUACCGUACUAACGUUUUAUUGCUUCUCAACAUGGUCACAGCUGAAGAACUCAAAGAUGAUCUCGAUUAUCAAGAAAUUUGUGAAGAUAUUCAAGAAGAAUGUUCACAAUAUGGUGAAAUAAUCAAGAUAAAGAUACCACGUCCACCAAGACCAGAUGAUCCAGUAUUUAGCACACCAGGUGUUACCUUAUCAUCUGGAGAAGAUUUACGAUUCGAAGCCGCUUCUGAAGAACUUGGUGUUGGUAAGAUCUUUAUCUUGUACAAGACUGAAGAACAGGCUAGUAAAGCCUUGAAGGCCUUAGCAGGUAGAGUAUUUGGUGGUCGUACAGUAAUUGGAGCAUAUGGCAAACCUGAGGAUGUUGAAGAUGCACCACUCCCACCAGAACUUCCUAACGAUGAUGCACCAUUACCACCUGAUGAAGCAAUUCCACCGCCACCACCACCAGUAUAA